CUCCUUUUCAAAAUGAAGCCUGGACGCCAUCUUCGGAGUGUCUCUUCUGAGUUCUGAUCUCUCUCUGCAAUGGAGAAGGGCGAGAGCUCCGCGUCCGAGCAAGAAUCGGAAGGAAAGCACCCGACCCAACACCAUCUCACACCGCCGUCGGGUUUGACCCACGACGAGUUCGAGCAGCUCAAGCACUUCGUGACGGAGCACCACACCUACUUGGUGGGCCCGAGGCAAUGCUCCUCCUUACUCGCUCAGCGAAUCAACGCUCCGAUGGACACCGUGUGGUCCGUCGUCCGCCGUUUCGACAAGCCUCAGACCUACAAGCACUUCAUCAAGAGCUGCGCCGUCCCGGAGGGUUUCCAAAUGACGGUGGGGUGCACGAGGGAGGUGAAUGUCAUAUCCGGUUUGCCGGCGGCCACCAGUACCGAGAGGCUGGAUAUACUGGACGAAGACCGGCACGUGACGGGUUUUACUAUCACCGGAGGGGAACACCGGCUGAGGAAUUACCGGUCAGUGACGACGGUGCACGGGUUCGAGAGUGACGGGAAGAUCUGGACCGUGGUUUUGGAAUCAUACAUCGUGGAUGUGCCGGAGGGUAACACCGAGGAGGACGCUCGUCUGUUCGCAGAUACCGUUGUGAAGUUGAAUCUGCAGAAGCUUGCCUCCGUCACCGAAGCGAUGACCCGUGACGGUGACGGUAAGUCGUAGUUGGGGUGAACCCAAUUUGUUUUUUUUUCCCCCGUUUAUUUUGGAAAAAAAAAUAACACGAAUUGAGGGUUGUAACCUCCUUAAAAAAAAAAAAAGCAAAAGGGAAAAGAAUUUUUAUGCGGAAGCUUUGUUGAAAUUUUCUCUGGGGGUUUUAAUUUUGGGUGAGCCUGUGAAGUUUAAUUUUAAUUUACAUAUAUCAAUAUCACCAAGCUUCCUUUUGUUUUGGGUGGAUUGACUGUAAUGCCUGUGAUUGAUUGGGAGGAGUUUAUGUCUUUGUUGGGGGGAGGGGACGAACAACGUUGAAAAUUGUUGUUUUGGUUGCUACUCCAGGGUAAGGGCAUUUCAGUCAAUGCAUUGUACAGGAAAUGUUGACUUCUGGAUGUUGAUGUGUUUCAAGUUUAACGCCGUUUUUUGUUAUUAUUGUUUGCACCUUUAA
This is a messenger RNA of Neltuma alba, 1138 nucleotides long. Its product is annotated as abscisic acid receptor PYR1-like. Gene Ontology annotation, biological process: abscisic acid-activated signaling pathway. Gene Ontology annotation, cellular component: cytoplasm; nucleus. The record is from RefSeq and is a predicted model, not a curated record. Gene Ontology annotation, molecular function: abscisic acid binding; signaling receptor activity; protein phosphatase inhibitor activity. Lineage: Eukaryota; Viridiplantae; Streptophyta; Magnoliopsida; Fabales; Fabaceae.